Carya illinoinensis is the source of this 750-nucleotide messenger RNA. Its product is annotated as probable transcription factor PosF21. The coding region runs from base 34 to 534 and encodes 166 amino acids. The record is from RefSeq and is a predicted model, not a curated record. Gene Ontology annotation, molecular function: DNA binding. The transcript is spliced from 3 exons. Lineage: Eukaryota; Viridiplantae; Streptophyta; Magnoliopsida; Fagales; Juglandaceae. Gene Ontology annotation, cellular component: nucleus. Gene Ontology annotation, biological process: positive regulation of DNA-templated transcription.
CUGGCAAGCAGACAAUACUCUCAGAAAUAUCGAAUGAAGCAGCUUCAAUAUAUCAUGGAACUAGAAAUGGAAGUGAAAGCUCUGCAGGCCGAAGUGGCGAUCAACGGGCCGAGGAUUAAGUAUACUGAUCGUCAAAACACGCUGCUGAGAGUAGAAAACAAUUCAAUGAAGCAAAAGCUUUCCAACUUUUCCACCGAACUUAUGUUCAAAGAAGCUGAAUUCGAAGAACUGACGAAUGAAAGAGACAUGCUGAAGCAGUUGUUUGAGAGUUAUCAGAAGCAUCAGCAAGUGCCAGAUCAGUUGUUCAGAUCAAGCUCUGGAAAUUAUCAGUUUCCGAAUAUGGGAUUGAACCAAGUACCUGAGGAGACUCAUGAUGAUUUUUUGCAAAAUGGGAUGCCACAGAUGAUGAACCAGAACCUGAACCUAAACGAGAAUCAGAACCAGAACUCGAACCAACUAAUUGGGAAUAAUGCAGAAUUUAUGGAGUACAUGAGCUCUCUGAGCCUUGACCCGGCCUCCUACAACUUCCUGUGAACUUUCUAGUACUAGUAUUGGCUUGUCCCGGGAUGUUAUCUAGAUUUAUCCUAUCUUUUUUAAAAUAAAAAUAAAAAUAAAAAACUAGCGGGGACGAAGCUAGCAAUUUGAAUUUAGAUCAUCGAGGAUUAGGCUGCACUAUAUUUUUGUGGGGACAAGAUUAAUAUAUACAAAGAAAAAACAGGAAACAUAUCCAAGUUUAUCUAAACAAUUUUU